AGUAUACACACACUCACUCCGCUGUAGGGACCUUGCACCGCCGAUACGACUCGGGUUAUACUAUUCAAGAGGCCCUAGGUAAACCUAAGGUAUAACUCGAGUCUUAUCGGGUGCAUUGCAGCUAUUCUUCCUAUUGCUAUCUGAAAUGGCUUUAGACAAAAUUACAAUACUCAAGUUUGUAGGACUUUUAGUCGGACUUUUGGCCAAAUUUACGACGGGUUCGAUUUUUGUAUUUAGUGCAUACCAGGAUGCGAUCAAAUACAAUUUUAACUACACUCAAACUGAAGUGGAGUUGCUCUCCUCCAUGCUGAAUGUCGGCCUCGGUGUGGGCUUCAUUCCGGGCAUGUUCUACGACCGCUUUGGCCCGGCCUUGACCUCCGGCGUAGGCAUCGUGCUCUCCGUGCCCAUUUAUCUGCUGAUCUGGAGCACCGUCAAGUUCACCGAGUUCUACAGCAGCAGGGCGUGGCUCAUGUCGCUGUACUUCUUGAUGGCAGGCUUCGGUUCCGUGUUCACUUACAUGGUCGCCCUGAACACGAACGUGAUCAACUUCUCAGACCGGCACACGGGAAAGAUCAUCGGCCUUCUCAAUGCCUUCUUCGCCGGAAGUCCCUCUGUGUUUGCUACCGUCUUCUACCGGUUCUUCACUUCCGGUGUCUCCACGGAUCCCGCCAACCAGGACUUUGCAGGUUUCAUGCUGUUCUUCGCCGUCAUGUUUGGUGUUGUAAACCUGCUGUGCGUCUUCCUACUGCGCAUCUACGUCAUUAAGGACGUCACAGGCGACAUCCAGAUCACUUACAUGAAAGACUCGAACGGCGUUGUUAUCGAUGAAAUAACACUAGCGGUAAACGGAAGAAAUGAGAUAAACAAAAAUUCAAAUGGUGACAUUUCAAAUCAAACAGAAAAUGACUCAACGCCGAAGACCAUUCGUGAAACGCUCUGCAAUCUCGAUUAUCACAUAUUUUCGUGGGUGUUUGCCUUAGCCUCAAGCGUGGGACUUGUGUACGGUAAUAACAUUACGGUCACUUCUAAAGCAGUCGGCUUCGACUACUACAACGACAAGCUCUUGAUCAUCAUUCCAAUAACGAACGCCAUCGUCAGCGCGUCCAUCGGAGUCAUUUCCGACAAGAUCCAGAAGAAAAUUCCCCGGCCUACUAUUGUGGUCAUUGCGUGCAUUUCUUACGUUAUCGCCCAAGCGCUAGCGGUUGCAUUGGCUGACAAACUUACCGUUUUGGUCAUCGCCACGGCCUUCGUUGGAUUCAGCACGGGAAUAAUGUGGAGCAUAUGUCCGACGAUCAUGAAAGAGAGGUUCUCGGUGGAACACCUCGGCCGCAACUGGGGCAUUGCCAUCAUGCUGGCGGCUGUUGCCGCCUUUGUUUCUCAGCUCGUAUUCGGAGCGCUAUAUGACGCAAGGGUGACAGACGCGAACAACUGCUACGGGAUCACCUGCGUUCAGAGCGGAUAUGGCGUGUCGUUGUCAAUGGCGGUCCUGUCUCUUGUGCUAGGAAUCCUUUUGAUCACUCGUCGACGGUGUUGCCAUGCCAACCGGAUCAGUUAAACAUGACAAUAGCCUGCACAACAGUAGAACUGUUCAAUACACAUAUAAUCUUGGACAGAAUAUUGUAUAACGUUGUGUACUUUCCUUUUCACGAAAAUAUACAAUGUGUUGUUAUCGCAUAAACAUAUGUGUCGUGUUCUGAGACUUUUGGUACUAAUUCGACAAGCGUCAUAAUGAGAAAACUCAUUCGAAAUGACGUCGCUAAACUUGCACUGAAUUUUGUAUAAAUUGCUCAAGGUUUGCUAUGAUUACCAUUUAUCUUAUUUAAGUAAUAUAAAUAUCGGCAAAGACUAGUACGUGACAGAAUUUUCAAGCAAACAAAUAGUUGAUUUUUACCUUUUAAUGUCUAUGAGCUGAGUUUUUACUUCUCUUUUACCAAAGUCGGCCACUGAAAAUUUAGGUAUCGGGUCGUUUCGCCCUAAAACCUGUUCGCCCUAGGUCACUCUGAGUCGUUUCACCCUGGGUCGUUUCGUCCUUGCAAGUGGGUUGUUUCGCCCUUAUUUUAGUUUGAAUUACAAUUAAAGCCGAUAAAUUAACACACCAAUUAUCUUUAAUGGAAUAAAAUGCUUUUUAUUAUCCCCUUAUCCCCUAUUAUCGUUUUUAAAGUUAAAAAAGAAGUAUGAAUUCAGCUUGUGACAAUCUAAAGAUAAAUCCUUUCGAAUUGCUGUAUAUAUAAAAACUAUAAAAAAUACUACCAAAAUAGUUUUAUAACAUAUUUACAACUGAAAACGAAAGUAAAAAUGGCGACCGUGACAUUUUCCAGUUCUUUAUAUAUUUGUUUACAUUAAGUUAAUAAAUGAAGUUCUUAUUUGUUUUAUUAUAAUUGGCUGUGAAAUUCCAUCACUUAAUUAUUUAUAUUCCCCAUCUAAAUCAGGAAAUUCCCCUAUACUCAUUGUCUGUCACUGUAUAAAAGAUAAAGUGCAAUUUAAAUUGCAUGUUGCCAUUGAACAGCAUAAUGACCUCAAUUUGCUUAAUUUCAUGAAAACUGAUUAAAUCUCAUUUUUGUUUUACACAAAAUAACAUUAGACAUGCCAGCUGAAGAUGUCAAGGAAUACUUGACCUUCUUGGGAAGAAGUUGCAUAACCUAUUGUAUACCAAUCCAACAGGAAAUGCCAAGCCUCUCUGCUCAAUGCCUGUGCAAUAAGAGGAAGAAUAAGAUAGCUGUGCAAAAGAACCUAUUCCUGUCUAUUCCACUUGCAGAUGUAGCAAUGCCAACAAAAUGUGAAUAUAAGAAUUAACUGCCUCAAGACCUCACUCAUAUUUAUGGAAUAUGUUUGAAUGUUUAAGACAUUUUACCUAUACUAAUUUUAUUAUGCAGUUUUUUUUAAAUUUUAAUUCCAUUUUAACAUUAUAUGUCAACUUAAAGCAACUGUAUGCAUUUUUAAUUUUUACAAUGGUAACCAUGGUGACCACAAAGUUGUGAUCAUUGCCAUGCAACUAACACUUAACAAUUGAUGAUUCCUGAAUGUACUGUCGUUUAAUAGGUUUAAAAUAGCCAUGUGUAAAUUAAUUGUACAAUUAAAUGAACAUUGAAACAAUCUGAGAACAUAAUGUUUGUCUAUGUAUGUACUUAAUUAAAUGGGAUCUGUUUUAAUUCUUUAGAGAUGUAUAUAAUACUUAAUUUACAAUUAAAUCUGAAUUGCAAAGAGAUUUAAAAAUGCAAUUUGUAAUUACAUUUUUUUACAAUGUUAAAUAAACAUAAUAUUUAAUGUUCACGUCUUUUAAAUACAUUAUUUUAUUUUCACCUCUUUCAAAUAAAUAAUGUUGUGUGUAGAUCUUGGAUUCCAUGGUUACAGAACAAUUAAAACAUUGAGAUUCUUUGUAAACAAUCAUUGAUGAUUUUUGGAAAACAGUAGAUUCAAAUUUUGAAAUACAUGUAUAAUGAUACAGUUUGUAAGACAUAUUUUGCAGUGUCAUUUAAUUUGUUAUAAUUUACUAGUUGUAGAUAAUCUUAUCCGAUCCAAAUGUACUGCAAACGAAUUUAGCGCAGAUAACCACAAGAGUCUAUAUCUAUUGAGAUAGACACUAUGACUUUGUAUCUGCAUUAGGUAUAGGUAAUGUUUUUUUCAAUAUAUCAUUUAUUAAACAAACAACAGUUAAAAAGUGCAUUUCAUACACAACAUUUCAAAAGUUUGAAUUAGUUAAGGUGUUUCCAUGGUAACCAAACGACAUUUUAUAAUGUUUAUCAUGUUUUCUAAUUCUUGAGAAGUAUUAAGUAUAUCAUAUUAUAAAACCACAUGUUACUGAUUUAUUCAUGCACUUGAAGGCUUAUUAAAAAUGUAUUAACAUAAUUUAUUGACAUGAAAAUAAAUCAAGAAAUGUUGUAA
This is a messenger RNA of Dreissena polymorpha, 3882 nucleotides long. RefSeq lists its product as uncharacterized. The transcript is spliced from 4 exons. NCBI's taxonomy places the organism in Eukaryota, Metazoa, Mollusca, Bivalvia, Myida, Dreissenidae. Gene Ontology annotation, biological process: transmembrane transport. Bases 146 to 1555 code for a protein of 469 amino acids. Gene Ontology annotation, cellular component: membrane. Gene Ontology annotation, molecular function: transmembrane transporter activity. The record is from RefSeq and is a predicted model, not a curated record.